GCAGGGGUGGGGGUGGGAGAAGGAGAGAGGAAGCAGCACCACCUGCUUGUAGGAAGGGGAAGAAUCCCCUUCAGGUGACAGUUCUUUUGGAAAGAGUUUACUGGAGGAGGAGAAGGGAUGUGAGACAAAAAAUUGGCAGCAAGAAGCUUGAGGGGAAUGGUUUGUUUUCUUUCAGUAACCCCUAAUAGAGCCAUCUUGAAGGUUGUGUGGGCAGAACUGUAGAAGACACUGAUCCAGACAUUUAUUUUCCUUUUGUGUCAUCCUAUGCUUUAAAUACAUGUAUUCCCUGCUUCCUUGCUUUAUCAGACUUCUCUCUCUGUGAUUUAUAAACCAAAUCCUUUAGGAAGGCACGGUCACUGCCUCAAGCAGCUGGAGCCCAAAAACUGCAGUGUGUGAUUCAACAGCCAUGAUAUCACAGGGGCCUCAGAGGAUGAAACAUUGGGAACACAACAUGAGGAAUGUGGCCAUAGAUUCAGGAAGCUGAGAGUGGGAGGAAGAAAUCAGUUGCUGGAGUAGACAUGCAGAUGUUGAGCAAAUGGGAAGAGAGGUGACUAAAGAAGAGAUUUGCAUAUGUAGAAAGUAAUGAAGUUGAGUCUUUGCUCACUGAGAGAGAGGACAGUGUGAGAAAUACUUUAUUAUACAAGAAUUAGAACUCAAGAGAGAUGUCCUUGGAGCAUCUCUGAGUAGGUAUCUAAACAAAGCCUCGGUAGUUCCCAGGAGGAUGUUAACCUGUGCUCAGGCUGAAUUCUCUCCUGUGUUCUGUGGUGGAAAUGGAUUUUCAGCUACUUACCUGAUAAGUUGUGAGAGAAUAGGUGUACCAGACUGUUGUGCUGUCACCUUCAGUGCCUGGGCACUGUCCCUUUAGGAAAAGGACUGUAACAUGUGAUGUCUAGCAGAGGACUGGCCUUGGUCUAAGAGAUCUUUUCCAGCUGAUUGUUGCUUUGAUGAUGGAUGUACCAUAAGGAGAUAGAUCCAUUAUGCACAAUGGCAGCAAAGAGUGAGUUGGUGUUUGGCUGAGCUCUUCUAUUUAUUAUAUGACAAAAUAAAUUGAAGCAAAUUUUCCCUUUGUGGAGAUUAAUAAUUCUUGCUGUCCCAGCCCUAGUAUGAUUUCCAUUUUUAACUCACCAGUAAAACAUAAAUAAUGUGGUUUUACAUUACCGGAUUGAUAACAUUCACACAGGGCCACAGUUCCUUGAAACAGUGUGUGCCUGUGAUGGAUGGGAAUGCAGAAGAGGUGACAACAGUCCUGACUCAAUCCUUAAUGAGGUUAGAAGCCUUCUUGCUGCAGCAAAAGCAUGUUCCUGCUAAAGGAUCUCAGGAAAUGCACUGACUCUGCUUUCCAGGCAAACUAGAAUAAUUGAGUUUAAGUGUGGAUAAAGUUUUUUGCAGGCAAAUGUGAGGUUCCUUUUGAGCAUAAUAAAUCACUUUCAUAUUAAAAGCUGGAGGAAGACUCAGAGUUGUAAAACCCCUUUUGUACCAGUCUUGGUGCCCUUGCACAUGGCUGGGGUGACAUACAGUUGUCAGAGAGCUCAGUCAUGAGAGGAUUAAGCCGAUAGUCCCUGCUGUUAUUGCUGCAGGGAACCUCAGGCUAUGGCAAGGCUCUUUUACACUGGGAAGUAAAUCACAUUAGCUGGUUUAUGCACCAUUAUUGUAAAGGGGAUUCUCAUUUGAGGUACUGAGUGGCUUUAUUCCUCUCUGAGCACGGAAGUGGUCUUUUCCCCUUGCUCUGCUUUAAUAUUCCUCCUUUCUCAUCCCAGGUUAGGGGGAAAAAUGAGUGUUUGGCAGCCACUGGCUUAGAUUUUUCAGCAGAUUGCCCUUAGUGAGCCUCACAGAGGUUGCUGCAGCUGAAGUCCCCCGAGAUUUUUGUCUCUAUAUUCUUGUGUAGUCGCAGCAUUGAAAGAAAUGGUCAUUCUUUAAUAGCAAGUUGGCCAAGAAAAUGCGGUUAUUGUUGAUUCUAAUUUUUUUGGUGGUGGUUUUUUCUGACUUUGAGAGCUUACCUCUGAAGCUCUAGGUGAGCUCACUGGUUUAACUUGUGUUUAAAACACUUAGAUACCAAACACAAACCAACAGUGAUUUUACUGUUAGGGGUUUUCUCUUACAGCACCGUUCACUCUUGAGUGUUUGUGGGGGAAUCAGAGAUGCACCUGUGAGGGGAUACAUGUGGAGCUGUGGUGGCCCAGGGUGUCUAAUGCUGAGGCAGCAAAGCUAACAAGGACAUUGCUGUUGGAUAGGCAGUGAGGUGCUUUGCCUUCUGAGCAGUGCUUUCCCAUCCUCUGGAGCUGAAUGCAGUUCACAGGGAAGCUGCUGAUUUAAUAAUACGGCUCUGGAGAAAAUACCAUCCUGCAGGAGCAGGAGGAAGGAGUUGGAGAGGGUUGGAGGGUUGCCAAGGUCAAAAGGAGGUUUUAAGUAAGAUUUCAAAAAAAAAAAAAAAAAAAAAGAACUAAAGAACUGUCAGACAAUGACACAAAGAUGCUUUUGAGGCAUCAGGAGCAGCAGAGGAGUUUUGUCAUUAAUGAAAUUUUCUGGAUUUGAUGUAAAAUGCAAAACCUAAAGAGAGAUGGCCGUAGGUCUGUGACAGCAGCAGGUCUCAGAAGGUGUUGAGAACAGGAAAGUGAAUGUGAAUGGUGUUCUGAGAAAAACCUGUUGUCCUGAAGGGAUGGUUAAUUUAUUUGCACAGCUCAGAAUGAGCUAAUGUUCCACUAGAGGAGAUAUUUCAAAAUCACAGGAGCUGUGUUGUUUCUUCGAUUGUGCUGUGUCACGAUUCACACAAUAUAUGGUGACACUGGACAGUCACUGCCUCACCACUGCCUUACUGGAGUGGUACUGGACUAUAUUGAUACUCUUUAGUUAUGCCUGUUACUAUUUCAGCUUGUGUCAUCACCCAGCACAGAUAGGGUGAGGCAUGCCUGUUAUUUGUGGAGGAAAAUGCUGUGUCUGCAGUUACCAUGCAAAAUUACUGUAAAUGCUUUAACAUCUCCCACUGGCAUUGCUUCUUGCUCAUGUUUGUGAUGCUCAUUGGAUUGUGUGAGAGCAUUGGGGUGCUGGUGGAAUUUUGGGUGACUAUUGGGUGAUGUGUCAUAAUUGACUAAUCUUUCAACUUCCAGAAAAGUAAGAACUUACCAAAAGAAAAAAAAAAAAUUAUUUGAGCCAGGCCUCUUAUAUUUUAUAGUGGAGAGAAUAUAGGUGUGACAUACAUUACAUGUAAAUUUAACAUGAGUUUAAGCAAGCUGUUUGGAUUACUGUUUUACUAAACCUCUACAUGGAUUUUUAUUAGAAAAUGUAGCCUGUUUUCUGGAUACUGAGAAAAAAAAAGAGUUUAUCCUAUCACAAUGCCUUUUAUCUUUAAUUAUCUUUUUUUCUUUUAGAAUUUCUGCAAUUGAGUUUCAAUUUCUGUUACACAGAUCUUUAUGGUAAUCCCUUGGACACAGCAGAGCUUCCCAUUGAGACCCUGCCUGAGCCCUUCAGUCUCCUUUGUACUCAAGUUGUAAGUUAUCCGUGCCAAAAUGACUCUGCAGGAGUGAGUCAGCAUCUUCCUUCAGACCUUCAUUGUCUGCUGGUAGGGAAGCCAUGUUGCUGAAGAUCACCUUGUCUUCUGGAAGCAGAAACACAAUGAACAGAUGAAUCCCUUCAGCCAGAUAUUACUCCAGUAGGUCUCCUCCUCCUCAUGGAGCACACAGGCAGGGAGGAGAUGGACUUGAAAGAGGAAAGUCCUCAGGUGUGGACUGAAUCUGCAGGACAGGAACAGAAUACUGCUCAGGUGCACUUUGUCCCCGAGGGGGGGGCAGUGGCCCAGAUCAUGUACAGUGAUGAGCAGGAGCGCGGCCCUGCACAGCAGGUGGUUUACACGGCUGACGGCACCUCCUACACCUCUGUGGACACCUCGGAGCACACCCUCGUUUACAUCCACCCCGUGGAAGCUACGCAGACUCUGUUUACAGAUCCGUCCCAAGUGGCUUAUGUCCAACAGGAUGCUACCACCCAGCAGGUAACGGUGCUCUUGCCUGCUGCUGCUCAGAGCAUGAAUCCCACCAACCUGUCUGUGCUCGGCAGCAUUGCUGACCCCCCCCAGCCAGUGGCUCUGGAGCAGGGGCCACAAGCAGAUAGAGCAUCGUUACCGGUGCAUAACCAGGUGAUACCUCCUAUGGAGGCUGUGGAUGGUUCUGAUCCUUUGGCACCUCUACAGAAUCAAAUGGAAAGGAUAGAAACAAAAGAGGAAGAUGAUGAGGAUGAAGAUGAGGAUGAAGAUGGUGAAGACACUGACAUGGAUGAGUGGGAUCCAGAUCCACCUCGACCCUUUGAUCCCAAUGAUUUGUGGUGUGAAGAGUGUAAUAACGCACAUCCCUCAGUGUGUCCAAAACAUGGACCUUUGCAUCCCAUCCCAAACCGGCCUGUGCUGACCAGGGCAAGGGCCAGCCUUCCCCUGGUGCUCUAUAUAGACAGGUUUUUGGGAGGUGUGUUCUCCAAAAGGCGCAUCCCAAAGCGUACACAGUUUGGGCCUGUGGAAGGACCCCUGGUCAGACAGACUGAGCUCAAAGACUGCUAUAUCCAUUUGAAGGUUUCUCUUGAUAAGGGUGACAGAAAAGACCGAGACUUGCAAGAGGACUUGUGGUUUGAACUUUCCAGUGAGGCUCUGUGUAACUGGAUGAUGUUUGUGCGUCCUGCUCAAAAUCACCUGGAGCAGAACCUGGUGGCCUAUCAGUAUGGCCAUCACAUUUAUUACACCACCAUUAAAAAUGUGGAGCCCAAGCAGGAACUCAAGGUGUGGUAUGCUGCCUCCUACGCUGAGUUUGUGAACCAGAAGAUCCAUGACAUAACUGAGGAGGAAAGGAAGGUGCUCAGGGAGCAGGAAAAGAACUGGCCAUGUUACGAGUGCAAUCGGCGUUUCAUGAGCUCGGAGCAGCUCCAGCAGCACCUCAACUCCCAUGACGAGAAGCUGGACUUCUUCAGCAGCAGAACCAGAGGCCGAGGUCGUGGGCGAGGAAAGAGAAGAUUUGGACCAGGCAGACGCCCUGGGCGCCCUCCCAAAUUCAUGCGCAUGGAAGUAACCAGUGAAAAUGGUGAAAAGUGUGAAGAAGGAACACAGGACUUGCUGCAUUUUUCCAGCAAGGGGCAGUUUGAUGAGGCCGGACAAGCCCCACUGAAUGGGCUGGAGCAGCAGGAACAGACUCCAGUGCCAACAGAGCCACAGGCAGCACUGGAGCAACAGGAUAACCAUGUGCUUCAUGUACAGCCACAGCACGAGGGGAACACGGUGCCCACACAGAGCACUGUGACAGCAGAUGACAUGAGGCGAGCAAAGCGCAUCAGGCUGGAGCUGCAGAAUGCAGCUCUGCAGCACCUGUUCAUCCGGAAAUCCUUCCGCCCGUUCAAAUGCCUGCAGUGUGGGAAGGCCUUCCGGGAGAAGGAUAAGCUGGACCAGCACCUGCGGUUCCAUGGGCGGGAAGGGAACUGCCCUUUGACCUGUGACAUCUGCAACAAGGGCUUCAUCAACAGUGGUGCCCUCGAGGGCCACAUGAAGUUUCACAUGGACCAGAAAACAUACUCCUGCAUUUUCUGCCCUGAGUCCUUUGACCGCUUGGAUCUGCUUAAGGAUCACGUGGCCAUCCAUGUCAAUGAUGGCUAUUUCACCUGCCCCACCUGCAAGAAGCGCUUCCCAGAUUUUAUCCAGGUCAAGAAACAUGUGCGCAGUUUCCAUUCUGAGAAGAUUUACCAGUGUACAGAGUGUGACAAGGCUUUUUGCCGUCCCGACAAGCUGCGACUCCACAUGCUGCGGCACUCAGACCGCAAAGACUUCCUGUGCUCCACCUGUGGCAAGCAGUUCAAGAGGAAGGACAAGCUGCGAGAGCACAUGCAGAGAAUGCACAACCCAGAGAGGGAGGCCAAGAAGGCUGAUCGGAUCAGCCGCUCCAAAACCUUCAAGCCCCGGAUCGCGUCCACUGACUAUGAGAGCUUCAUGUUCAAGUGCCGCCUCUGCAUGAUGGGCUUCCGCCGCAGGGGCAUGUUGGUGAAUCAUUUAUCAAAGAGACAUCCAGACAUGAAAAUAGAAGAGGUGCCAGAGCUCACGUUGCCCAUCAUAAAACCCAACAGAGAUUACUUCUGUCAAUACUGCGAUAAGGUGUACAAGAGUGCCAGCAAACGCAAAGCACACAUACUGAAAAACCAUCCUGGUGCUGAGCUACCUCCAAGCAUCCGGAAACUGCGUCCUGCAGGACCGGGAGAGCCGGAUCCUAUGCUAAGCACCCACACACAGCUGACAGGCACCAUUGCCACCCCUCCAGUGUGCUGCCCUCACUGUUCCAAGCAAUACAGCAGUAAGACAAAGAUGGUGCAGCACAUCCGCAAGAAGCACCCAGAGUUUGCUCAGCUCCCAAACACGAUCCAUGCGCCACUGGCAACGGCUGUCAUCAGUUCCACGCCAGCUGUUCUCACCACUGACAGCACAACUGGAGAAACUGUUGUGACAACAGAUUUACUGACCCAAGCAAUGACAGAGAUAUCCCAGACCCUGACUACAGAUUACCGGACUCCCCAGGGAGAUUACCAGCGCAUCCAGUACAUCCCUGUGUCUCAAUCCACAACUGGCUUGCAGCAGCCUCAGCACAUACAGCUGCAAGUUGUUCAAGUGGCCCAGGCUACCUCACCUCACCAGUCCCAGCACUCCACAGUGGAUGUUGGGCAGCUCCAUGACCCUCAGACAUACACCCAACAUGCCAUCCAGGUGCAGCACAUCCAGGUGACAGAGCCAUCACCAGCAACUCAGUCAUCAUCACAGGCUGGGGGUCAGCCUUUGAGUCCCUCCUCGCAACAACCUCAGCAGGAGCUCAGCCCCUCACAGAUGCAGACAACUACAUCGACACCAAACCAAGCCCUCCAGCAGCAGCAAGGCUCCUCAGUCCAGCACACAUAUCUCCCCAGCAACUGGAACUCAUUUCGGAGCUACUCAUCAGAGAUUCAGAUGAUGGCCAUCCCCCAAGGGCAGUACGUGAUCACAGAGACUGCUGUGGGUACCCCGGUCACUACUGUCAACACAGGGCAAGUAAAAGCAGUUACUCAGACUCACUACGUGAUAUCUGAAGGUCAGCCUGAUCUGGAUGGUAAACAAAACUCUUCACUCUCCAAUGAGGUUUCCCAGCCCACAGCCCACACAGAUCCCUUGGAAUCCCAGACAAGCAACCAGCAGCAAACCACCCAGUACAUCAUCACGACCACCACCAACGGGAGUGGCGGGAGUGAAGUGCACAUCUCCAAACCCAGGACUUUCUCAGCAGAGCAUGAGUGAAAGAGCCAUUUGCUUGUCCUUGUCACCUCCCUGACAGCCCAGAUGUGGGGGUACCCUGGGGCUCUAUAUGUUUUAAUGUAUAUGCUCACUUACCUUCCACUAAAAUCUCGGAGCUCUUGUUAAUGCUUUAAGAGGGUUUAAUUCACAGUGACCAUGAAAUACCCUCAAAAUCCUUCUGGGAUGCUUUUUAUGCAGCUUUUAAGAAAAAGGACAAGAGAAGUGAAACCUCUGCUGGCCCCGGACUUUAUUUUUAGCAUGUCUGCUGACCCUUAUUUUUCCUUUUUGGAAGUGUGUCCAGCAAACAAUAUUAUUUCAGCUGUAUGGGAAAAAGCCUGCCUAAUUGAAGGCUUCCUGGCAGAUUGUCAUAUGUAUAUUUUUAACAGGAGCCAUUAAGCAGGAGAACAUCAUGUAAGUUGUUAGAAUAUGGCAGAACUGUUUCCUGUGGCUUCUAGCAGCCAAGGUGAAGGGAUGAUAUGAGCAGACUGCCUGCAGAAAGGAGCAGCAGCAGCCAAGUGGUGGUUCGUGGUGUCCCCUUAUGGGGAUGGAUUGAACAAUGAAGCUGUGAAGAUGUGCCGAAGCAGUCCAUUAAAUUAUUAUUUUUCCAGCCCUCCAGAACAGUUUACAUGCUGCCUGCCCUGCCCUGUUUCAGAAAGCAGGAAAAGCACAGUCUUAAGCCCAUGUUGUUUGGAACAAACUGAUUGAAGUCCUAGGAGCACCUAAGUGUAGUACAGAGCCACUGUUGCUUCUUUUCCCUCCAGUGUUUGCAGGGAAAAUUGCUUUUUUGCCUGUAAACAAAAAAAACCAACAGCUCAACUAAACUGACAGAGCAACUUCUGCUGUGAUCUAAGAUAGUUGUGCAGGAGAAAAUGAGGAUACAGAGCACUCCUCUGAAGGGACAGGGUCAUUAUCUGUGUGGUCACCUCUAAGCAAACAUACUUUUCCUUUUCAAGACUGGAUGGAGAGUUGGUUUCUUUGAUUAUUUUUUUCCAAAUAACCUGUUAACAAUGUACUGUAAUUCCCUUGGACAGUUCCAGAAAACAACCAGCUCUGGACUCAGGAAACAUAAAAGAAAUGUGCUAGUGGACCACUAUUUAUGGGACAUGGAAAGCCCAUCCAUGAGGGUUGCCAGAUGUGAUGGAGCUGGUCUAUGUACAGAAUUCAUGUUGCAUUUAGGGACCAGGAGAAAGGGAAAGAGAAGGUUUAUAUUUUAAGGCCAUGUAAUGUUUUUCCUUACGUAGUUCUCCUUCACAGGUUGUCUUGGUUGUUUAAGGCAUUCUGGUGGUUGCAAAAACAUGACUAGAACUCCAUUGACUCCUGAUGGGAUAUACUGUGUAUGUCUGAAUUUCCAUUCAUUGCUGGAAAACUCAUCCCAGAACAUCUGUGCAUAUCAGGAUACAUUUAUUUAUAAAACAAACACAGAGAAGGGUGCUGUGUCAUAGAGGUCCUUGAGACAGAAGAACUUAAAUUUUUUUGAUUUGUUUUCUCUUGUACUGCACCGAGUGUGAAUGUGGGGGACUCUUCCAUAGCUAUUCCCAUGGAUUCGGGUAUGGAUUACCCAUGUCAGUAAGCACUACAUGUUGUGGUAUCAGGUUUUAUGGAGUUAAAGCUCUUUGACAUGAGGGAACUCCACACUUAAGCUGCAGAAAAGCAAAUCUGCUUCCUUGUGAGCAAAGCCUUGUAGCAGGUAUGGCUUCGGUAACUAACGUAUCUGUUAAUGUGGCAUGGAAAUAGUACUGAGAUAAAUCAGUUGGCCAAUGCUGGCCAGCUGGGAAGUGUUCUGAGGUAACGCUGAAGUGACUUGCCAAAAUGUGGAUUACUUUUGUUCCUGGGAUUUCUCUUCUCUUGCUGUACCACCAUACUGGGGCACUAAUGAGCUGGGUAGAAUUAAUGUGGACCAGAGCUCUCAUUUGGUCAAGUGCAGUGAUGACUGACCUUAAAUUCUGUAGAUUUGGCAGCCCAGCCACUGUGGCAGUGUGGAGAAACAAUCACAAUGCCCAGUAACUUGAAUUCAUGUUGCUGAGGAUUUUGGAAUUGCAGUUUUGGGCCUUGCAAUGUUGUUUGCGUGGGAAGAGAGUAGGGAGAAUUUUGUCUUGGCUUUUUUCAGGCUGCUGCUAAUUUAAUAACAAGCCAGAAAUGCUACAAGUAGUAGGAAAAUAGCAGACUUGGAAAUGGGAGACUGGGAAUGCUGGAAUACUGGAGGAUUGCAGGAGCAAUUUUGAGAGUCUUAAAAGUUUGACAAUAGAUGAACAUCAAAUAUGUUCCCAUUAUUGAUACUGCAGAUGUGGGGUUUAAAAACUACUUUGCUCUAUUCAGCUUUGUUGGAACAGUCCAUAAAUGAGGACAGUUGUACCAGUUAUUUAAAACUGAAAACUAUUUCAAACAGAAAACCAUUUUAAAACAACCUUUUUGAACUCAGAUCUCCCUCAUCAAAGUUUCUCUGCCCUGCAGCAGCACCCUCGGGCUAUUGGCCUGAUUCCAGGUGAAGUAAUUGCUAGUGUCACAAGUUGAAUGAAUUGCCUGUGAAAGAAGCAUGCCUGGAAAUGGAAGUACCACAGAUUUUCCUCCCAAAAUAAGGAACUACAGUGAUUGCACAGAUGGCAAAGGUUGCAGGGAAUUUUUUUCUCCAUUUCUGCAGCGCAGAAGAUAUAGGAUGUAUUAUUAUUGUUUGUAAACCAGAGCAACCCAAAGAUCUCUCUAAGUUGUAUCCCACAGAAGUGUAAAUCCAGAGUCCUCUUAGUUGCCUGGAAGGUCUGUGUUUUGUUUGGAGAUGCUGUCCCUUGGAGGCGUUCUGGGUCAGAUUCUGUAUUUUCCUGGAGGAAAAAGAAAACAACCCCAGCCUGCGCACCCUGAUCUUGCACGUCUUGGACUGCUCAGGCCCCAUCUAUUAUUUAACUGUGUAUGUUUAUUGUACAUUUGGUGACUGUUGUGUUCAGAGUCUUGUGCAACCUGGCAGGUGUAAAAAAAAACAAAAAACAAAAAAACAACAAACCAAACCAACCUGAAAAUAAUAAAUCUGUUUCUCUUUU
Passer montanus (Eurasian tree sparrow) is the source of this 10305-nucleotide messenger RNA. It is a transcript of the gene PRDM10, whose product is annotated as PR/SET domain 10. The transcript has 25 exons. Gene Ontology annotation, biological process: regulation of transcription by RNA polymerase II. NCBI's taxonomy places the organism in Eukaryota, Metazoa, Chordata, Aves, Passeriformes, Passeridae. Gene Ontology annotation, molecular function: protein binding; DNA-binding transcription factor activity, RNA polymerase II-specific; RNA polymerase II transcription regulatory region sequence-specific DNA binding. Gene Ontology annotation, cellular component: nucleus. The record is from RefSeq and is a predicted model, not a curated record. Bases 3665 to 7279 code for a protein of 1204 amino acids.